UCUGCUUAUUUACCCACAGCGCUGAUAAAUUUUCAAGUAAACUGUAAACUGGUAAUCGUUUAUUCGUUAUGCAAAUGUCUAUAAUCGCCUUUGAAGUUAAGUAGUAUAAUUAGUUUGUCGACUUGUUACAACUAACAUUGUUCACAUUGUAAAUUCCUAAAGAGUACUGGAUAAAAGUAUUACUUGUUUUCUUUUAUAAUUCGCCUGUCUUUUUUGUUAAAAUUAACGCUAAACAUGGAGGCCGAAGACAACAUACAAAAAAUGUACAAAUAUUUUGGUAUUCUUGCUGAUGCAAAAGAAAACAUAGCUGAAAAAGAACCAGAGUAUUUGGAAAUAUUAUCAGCAGUUAAAGGAUCAACUAAGGAAAAAAGACUUGCAUCUCAAUUCAUAACACGUUUUUUCAAAUAUUUUCCGAAUUUAGCUGCGCAGGCCUUGGAGGCACAGCUUGAUCUUUGCGAAGAUGAAGAUAUUUGUAUAAGGAAGCAAGCGAUCAAAGAUUUACCUGUGCUUUGUAAAGAAUCUAAGGAGUAUUUAACCAAAAUAGCAGAUAUACUGGCUCAGUUACUUCAGGCUGAUGACGCAGUAGAAUUACAAAUAGCUCAAAAUUCGUUAUUGUCCCUUUUUAAAAUUGAUGCAAAAGGAGCUUUGACAGGAAUAUUUAGUCAAAUGCAAUCAAACGAGGAAGUCGUUAGGGAACGUUCAAUGAAGUUUAUUUUAAACAAAGUAAUGCCUUUGGGUAAAGAUAUAAUAAAGAAAGACGUAGAGGACUUGAUUAUAGCAGAGUGCAAAAAAGUUAUGCAAAACAUCACAUGUGAUGAAUUCGAAACACUUAUGACAAUAUUAUCCUCAACUCAUUUAAUAAAUACGUCAGACGGACAAAAAGAAUUAGUUGAACUGUUGGCUAAUACAGCUGAACUUGAUCAAUUUUUCAACCCUAAAGAUGUCGACCAAGUGAACAGGUUCAUCACAUGCCUUGAUUUCGCAUUACCAUUUUUUUCAGCCCAUAUCGAAUCCACCAAGUUUAUUGUUUACAUCUGUGAGUUAUUGAAUCGUUAUACUUUAAUAAAAGAUGAUGAUAAGCAGUUUAUAAUUUUAAAACUGUUGGCUGAAUCGGUUUCAUAUUGUGGUAAACUACAAAAUCCUGAAGCAGUUGUUGGACAAGUUUAUCAAGCUCUUAUUGAUUUGGUCACUGUGCCAGAAAACGAUGUUAGCAAGAAAGUAGAAAAUAUGGACUUACAUCGUGUAGAAGCACUUCUGUAUACCUUUCAUAAAUUGGGAAAACAAUGUCCAGACUUUUUAAGCAAAGAUCCUGAAAGACAAAAAGAAUUCAAGAAAAAACUACUGUACGUUGGUACUUGUACACAAACAUUUGUGAAAGUAGUCAAGCAAGAAUUAAAAGGAAGAGGCGAUGAUGAUGUAAAAACAGAUCCAAAGAUUGCUACAAAACUAGAAGGCCUAAGAUUAGCGUGCAACCUAAAUACACUAAUUAAAGAACUGUUUAAUAUUCCACCUAGAUUCAAAGCAACCGUAACUUUAUCUUGGGUUGCCGGAGCUACCAAAUCCAAACUUGCACAAAUUGUACUCGAGGGUAAGAAACACGAACCCAUUAUUGUAGACGGAAAGACUAAACGAGUUGAUAGUACAACUGGUGGUAAUAGUAGUCAGCAACUGUACCAACCACCUAAAGAUAAAUUUAGUGCUAAAUUCUCAAACACGACCAACACAAAUAACUCUAAUCGGCGUGGUGGUGGUGCAAAUUGGAACAAUAAAAGAUCAUUUGACUCGAACAAUAGUAAUCGUCGAGCAUGGCGACCAUAUUAACUAAUUGAAAAUAAACGCUUCAAUUUACUUUACUGACGUGUUCUGUAUUAUUUUAAGAAGUAAUCUUUAUUUUUACUUAAGAAAAAUUGUAUUUUUUUUUUCUUAACAACAAUAGUAAUAAUGGUAAUUAUUAUGAUUUAUAAACUAUUAUUGUAAAUAAAUAAAUGUCUAGUGUUGAUCAUCUA
This is a messenger RNA of Adelges cooleyi (spruce gall adelgid), 2006 nucleotides long. RefSeq names its product apoptosis inhibitor 5 (gene cass). The record is from RefSeq and is a predicted model, not a curated record. Lineage: Eukaryota; Metazoa; Arthropoda; Insecta; Hemiptera; Adelgidae. The transcript is spliced from 9 exons. Gene Ontology annotation, molecular function: RNA binding. Gene Ontology annotation, cellular component: nucleus. Bases 235 to 1821 code for a protein of 528 amino acids. Gene Ontology annotation, biological process: negative regulation of apoptotic process.